AUGGCCGAGCGGAAGCCGUCCGGGAAGGCGGCCGAGGACGAGGAGGUCCCUGCCUUUUUUAAGAACCUGGGCUCGGGCAGCCCCAAGCCCCGGCAGAAAUUCUGCGGCAUGUUCUGCCCGGUGGAGGGGUCCUCGGAGAACAAGACCAUCGACUUCGACUCGCUGUCGGUGGGCCGGGGCUCGGGGCAGGUGGUGGCCCAGCAGCGGGACGUCGCCCACUUGGGCCCCGACCCGCAGACGCCGUUCUCCCGGCAGGGCCGGCGCGCCGGCGGGGAGCCAUCUGUUGAAUCCGGCCGGAAGGUGGAGAUCCGGCGGGCCUCGGGCAAGGAAGCCCUGCAGAACGUCUACGACCAGAGUGAUCGUCUUCUGAUCAAGGGAGGGAAGAUAGUGAAUGAUGACCAGUCCUUCUAUGCAGACAUAUACAUGGAAGAUGGGCUGAUCAAGCAAAUAGGAGAAAACCUGAUCGUGCCAGGAGGGGUGAAGACCAUCGAAGCCCACUCCAGAAUGGUGAUCCCUGGGGGAAUCGACGUGCACACUCGUUUCCAGAUGCCUGAGCAGGGGAUGACAUCUGCCGAUGACUUCUUCCAGGGGACCAAGGCUGCCCUGGCUGGAGGAACCACCAUGAUCAUUGACCACGUCGUCCCUGAGCCCGGCACCAGCCUGCUGGCCGCCUUCGACCAGUGGCGGGAGUGGGCGGACAGCAAGUCCUGCUGCGACUACUCCCUGCACGUGGACAUCACCGAGUGGCACAAGGGCAUCCAGGAGGAGAUGGAGGCGCUGGUGAAGGACCACGGUGUAAACUCUUUCCUCGUCUACAUGGCUUUCAAAGAUCGCUUCCAGCUCACUGAUUCCCAGAUCUAUGAAGUCUUGAGCGUGAUCCGGGAUAUCGGUGCCAUUGCCCAAGUCCAUGCGGAGAACGGCGACAUCAUUGCAGAGGAGCAGCAGCGGAUCCUGGAUCUGGGCAUCACAGGCCCCGAGGGACACGUGCUGAGCCGGCCUGAGGAGGUCGAGGCGGAAGCCGUGAACCGGUCCAUCACCAUCGCCAACCAGACCAACUGCCCCCUGUACGUCACCAAGGUGAUGAGCAAGAGCGCGGCCGAAGUCAUCGCCCAGGCCCGGAAGAAGGGAACUGUGGUUUACGGCGAACCCAUCACGGCCAGCUUGGGGACCGACGGCUCCCACUACUGGAGCAAGAACUGGGCCAAGGCCGCUGCCUUCGUCACCUCCCCGCCACUGAGCCCCGAUCCCACCACUCCAGACUUCCUCAGCUCCCUGCUGUCCUGUGGGGACCUGCAGGUCACCGGCAGUGCCCACUGUACCUUCAACACCGCCCAGAAGGCUGUGGGAAAGGACAACUUCACGCUGAUUCCCGAGGGCACGAAUGGCACGGAGGAGCGGAUGUCCGUCAUCUGGGACAAGGCUGUGGUCACUGGAAAGAUGGACGAGAACCAGUUUGUGGCUGUGACCAGCACCAAUGCGGCCAAAGUCUUCAACCUUUACCCCCGGAAAGGCCGUAUCGCGGUGGGAUCUGAUGCCGACCUGGUCAUCUGGGACCCCGACAGCGUGAAGACCAUCUCUGCCAAGACACACAACAGUGCUCUGGAGUACAACAUCUUCGAAGGCAUGGAGUACCGCGGCUCGCCGCUGGUGGUCAUCAGCCAGGGCAAGAUCGUGCUGGAGGAUGGCACCCUGCACGUCACCGAGGGCUCGGGCCGCUACAUCCCCCGGAAGCCCUUCCCGGACUUCGUGUACAAGCGCAUCAAGGCCAGGAGCCGGCUGGCGGAGCUGCGAGGGGUCCCCCGUGGCCUUUACGACGGACCCGUGUGCGAGGUGUCGGUGACGCCCAAGGCCGUGACGCCCGCCUCCUCCGCCAAGACCUCGCCCGCCAAGCAGCAGGCCCCGCCCGUCCGGAACCUGCACCAGUCUGGCUUCAGCUUGUCUGGUGCUCAGAUCGAUGACAACAUCCCCCGCCGUACCACCCAGCGCAUCGUGGCGCCCCCGGGUGGCCGCGCCAACAUCACCAGCCUGGGCUAGAGCCGGGCCGCAGGCCGCGGGGCGGGGCGGGCAGCGGAGGACAUUCCCAGACUUCCUUCUUCCUUUCAGUUCCCCCCACACCUCCCCUUUUUUUUUUUAAAAGAGCCUGUGAUAGUUGCUGUGGGCAGCCAGUUCCUGGGGCUCCCGCUGGGCCCCCUCUUACUCCAUCUCUUCCUUGGAGUUUCUGAAUUUACUCUCCACUUCCCUCCACAUCCACCACCACCACACCCAGGCCAGGCCACGCCUCCCACGCGGCCGCACCCCCCCUCCCCAGCGGCCCCGGCCGCGCGGUGCCCACAGCGCCCUCUGCCGGACACCUCCCUUGUCACGGGAAGCAGUGAAUUGCCCAGAGCUGCCUUUUUGGUUUGUUUGUUUUGUAAUUCUUUUUUUUUUAAAGGUUUUCUUUGUGGGGCUGGGGAGGGCUAGGGCUGGAGGAGGGUUUUUUUUUUUAAAUACUAAAUUGGAAAGUCUAAUUCAAUAUUAAUCCACGGGGCUUGAACUGGACAUCCUAAUGAUGCAAUUAUAUAACCAUGGGCCGAUCCAGGGGGCUUGGCAAACUCUUGUCCCUCCGGAGAGGCUCCCCAUGUCUCCACCGCAUCCCUGUCGUCUUCUGGGUCAGCUGCUGAGAAAGGACAGGUUUUCAUCUUUGGCCUAGAUUUUGCAGCCAAUUAGACCUUUUGAGGGUUUUGCUUUGCCGUUCCCCCUCCCCCGCCCUCUCCUCUCUCCCUGGCUCGUCAUCGUGACUGUCUUCAGAUCCCCGGCUCUCUCUGCGUCUGUUCCAGCCUCACCCUCCUGCCCAUAGUCCUGUGUUGUCAUGAUCCCUAGGUGACUGGUGCUAACUGCCUGUCUGCCGCCAGGGGGGGUGUGAGUUGGAGACUGGUCUCCAGGUGCAGACAUGGCCUGGCUGCACACCCCCUGUGGGCUUAGAAUGGGGCCAUGCGCAGUGCAGACUGGGAACAGGUGAAGGUCCUGUGUGUUGCUGGUUGGCUAAAGAUGGUGAACCCUGUGAACACGGCCCUGUAACUCACACAGACACCCUGACCACAGCUGCCCCAAGCCUCAGCCAGGGCGUGCGGUGACCCGGGCCACUUUCCCUCUGAGAAAGUAUCUUAGGGAGAAAACAGCAAAUACCUUCUUUUCUUGUCCCAUUAUUUCAAAGGUAUAACAUGAUAGAGGGAAGUCUUUAUCAACGUAGAAAAACCUUGGAAAAAUUUGACCCCCAUAUAUUUUAUUGACUGAUGCCUAUUAUCCUAGCUACUCAGGAAGCUGAGAUCCAAGAAAUGAGGAUCAAAGCUA
Dipodomys spectabilis (banner-tailed kangaroo rat) is the source of this 3330-nucleotide messenger RNA. RefSeq names its product dihydropyrimidinase like 2 (gene Dpysl2). NCBI's taxonomy places the organism in Eukaryota, Metazoa, Chordata, Mammalia, Rodentia, Heteromyidae. Gene Ontology annotation, molecular function: hydrolase activity, acting on carbon-nitrogen (but not peptide) bonds, in cyclic amides. The transcript is spliced from 14 exons. The coding region runs from base 1 to 2034 and encodes 677 amino acids. Gene Ontology annotation, cellular component: cytoplasm; cytosol. The record is from RefSeq and is a predicted model, not a curated record.